Ectocarpus sp. CCAP 1310/34 is the source of this 2522-nucleotide messenger RNA. Lineage: Eukaryota; Phaeophyceae; Ectocarpales; Ectocarpaceae. The record is from the annotation of a GenBank genome assembly.
AACAAGGCGUACGAACGGAUGACCUCCUGGACGCAGCACGAGCUGUCCUCCGGCGGCUACACCGUGCAGGGUUUGGUCGGUGCGAGGGUCGGCCGUCUCUUCCGCGAGCACGUGGUGCGGUUCUCGCUCCCCCCGCGGCGCGGAGACAACAGGUCGAAGGGGAGCCCUGUCCGACGUCCGCCGAUGCCGUACCACCGCUUCACGGCCGGGGACAUCGUCGCUAUCACUCGAGGGAAGUCGCCACCGACCCAGGCCGAGAUGGAUAGCGGUUCUGUGCUCGACGGUGUUGUUCUUCAGAGGAUGCCGCACUUCAUCGACGUGGUUGUGAAUAUCGCUCCGGAGGGACUUGCGGAUGCGACUCCCUCAGGCCGCGUGAUCGUGGGGGCUUCCACGGCCACCUUCCGCCUGGACCAGUUCGUCAACGGGGUUUCCUACGAGCGCAUGCUCCAGGCCCUGCAGACCGCCACGGCACCGGAGACUCUCUCGGUGUGCCCCAUCGUGCGGAGCCUGGUGGUGGACUCGCUGUUCCCAACGCUGGACCGCAUUGAGCAGGUGAAGAAGGCGGGAGGCGUGCAGCCGGGGGUCGGGGACACGGCGCUUCCGCAAGGGGUUGUGGCCCCAGACGCGGAGUGGGCGAGGAUAGCGUUGGGGCUCAGCCGGUUCCCGAGACCGGAGUGCUCGAGGGGGGACAUCGCCAACAUUGUCGCGGGAGUUACUGCCGAGGCUGGCCUCAGCAAGACAAGAGCUAUCCGGCAGGCGCUGGGGAGUCGUCUAACGCUGAUCCAGGGUCCUCCUGGGACGGGGAAGACGAAGACGGCGUGCAACCUCAUACUGUCGGCGGUCAGGCUCCGCCAGAGCAAGGGCGGCGCUCGAUGGGACGGGAAGGUGAUGGCGACCGCGUUCAGCAACGUCGCGGCGGACAACUUGUUGGAGGGCGCCCUCGAGCUAGGACUGCGCGCUCUCAGGAUCGGGCGACCGGCGACGAUCCGCCCUACCCUGUGGCACGCCACGCUCGACGCUCUCGUGGAGAACCACCCGGAUGUUGUCGCGGCAAAGGGCUGGGUAAAGGAGGUAUCGCAGUCGGCCGAAUCAUCGGCAGAGUCAGAAGCGCGUCGGCCGUCGACAAGCAGGGGCUCCGCGGGAUCCAAGCCCAGAAACAGCAGCGCGACCACCCCGUCCCAGUCCGCGUCCAGGCGCGCGUACGCGGUGCUGGAGGCGGCGCAGCUGGAGGCCGCCCGGCAGAUCAUCAAAGGGGCGGACGUGGUAGUCUGCAGCUGUAUCGGCGCCGGCAAUGACGCCUUCGUCCGCGCGAUCGGAGGCGACCAAGAAGGGGGCUUCAGCUCCAUCCGCUUCUCCACGGUAGUGAUCGACGAGGCCACCCAGGCUACGGAGGCGGCGGCCCUCGUGCCCAUCAUACGCGGAUGCCAGCAGCUCGUCCUGGUGGGAGACCAGAACCAGAACAGUACGCGCCCCCCUCUGUUUCCUCCGUUGCGACCGCGCUUUAUCGGUGAUGGUCCGCAGCUCCCGCCCACGGUGAUAUGCCCCGAGGCAGAAGACGGCGGCCUUGGGACUAGCCUCUUCUCCAGGCUGAUGCAUGCCGGGAUCAAGCCCAUCCUCCUCAACAGACUCAUUCCGGCCGGGUUCCCUUGGCCUGCCGCGUCUGGCCCCGUGGCCUUCGUGCGUGUCAGCGAGAGCGGGGGUGAGAGGGAGAAGCGGGAGUCAAACGCCGGCGUAGGCGGCGCUAAGAGAGGCCAGCUGGAGAGCCGCGGGGGCACCGAGGCGGCCGUGCAGGGGGGCAGCUUCGCUUCCGCGGCCCUGGGCACGUCAUACUGCAACUUGAGGGAGGCCGAGGCGGUCGCCUUCGCGCUGGAGCUCCUUCUCCGGGAGGGCGAUGUUGAGGUGCGGUUCAGCUCUAAAGGAUGAUGUUGAGGGAUCGGGGGGAGGGGGGAAGGGGGGGGCGAUACGCAUGGUCGUGAAUGCCGUGUCGUUAGACCAUUGACCUCGCAUUUCUUCAAAGCCGGGACGGAGCACGCCAAGUUCUCACAGGGCCAGGCUCUCACAUCACCAAGCGCGAAGCGCCGAGAGGUAUUGAGGUAUUCGGCGAGUCGCAUGAAGGGUGCACGGCAUCAUGCUAAGGGUUUUCGGCAUCAUGUGCUUACUUCAUUGCGUGCGGAUGACAGCUGCGGAUGACUUUUUUUUUUUCUGGUGCUUUCACUUCCAGAGACAGUUAGGGGUGUCAAAGCGGAAAAUUUCCUAUAGGAAAAAAUUCGAAAAAGCGUCCUCGGAUCUUGCUGAUGGAAAAUCGACCAACCAAUGAAAUUGCACGAAACCGUCGGAACCUCCCGAAAAGACCCUCUGACGCACACGCGCGAGGGCGCGGCCCGCCUGUGUGCUUUGCGCCCCUGCUAUGUGGCACAGCGCAACACCAUUGCGCGGUCCCACUCUAGAACACAUGCCUCAUGACACACCCGAGCAGCAGCCGGGCGGUGAAGCCACGCAGACACCUGCCGCCGCCGCUGCUG